CAAUGAACCCUAUCGCAACUUCGAACCAUUUGUCACAUUCUUUCUCAUCUCAAUAGACCAAAUCACAUGCUCACAAGACUAACUCAUCGUCGUGGUCCUGUGAUUCCGUCUUUACAAAAACUACAAUGUCUUUCUCUUCUCCACCGAACCUUCUCCCUGUGGUCCAUGAAGAAGGAUCCAGACCUCGAAUCCGCGCUCUCCCGCAACCGCCGCUGGAUUGUCAACAACCAGAUCAAGAACAUCAUCCUCCGCUAUCCAAACCAAGAGAUCCCCAUUGCAUCCCUUCAGAAGAAGUUCAAAACCCUUGACCUCAAAGGCAAAGCCCUGAACUGGCUCCGCAAGUACCCUUCCUGUUUCGAUGUUACUUUCACCGGCAAUGAACACCGCUGUCACCUCUCCAAGCGCAUGAUGAGCCUCGUCGAAGAAGAGGAAUCUGUUAGGGAGUCUCAAGAAAAUGCUUUCAUUUGCAGGUUAGCAAAAUUACUUAUGAUGAGUGUUAACAAGAGGAUUAAUGUUCUGAAAAUCAACGAGCUGAAAAGGAAUUUAGGAUUUCCCGAUGAUUACGUGAUUAGGAUUGUUGCAAAGUACCCAAAUUUGUUCCGUGUUGUUAACGAGGGCGGGAGGAGGAGCUCUAUGGAGAUUGAAUUGGUUCACUGGGACCCUGAAUUUGCUGUAUCCACAGUGGAAAUUGCGGCCAGGAGGAGCGGCAAUACAAGGCCAACGUUCUCGUGUUCUUUGCCUUUCAGUUGGGUGAAAUCAUGGGAGAGAUUCCGUGAAUUCGAUUUGGUUCCUUACUUUUCGCCUUACAUGGACCCCAGGGAAUUGGUGGAAGGGUCGAAAGAGAUGGAGAAGAGGAAUGUGGGAUUGGUACAUGAGGUGUUGUCUUUGACUCUUUGGAAGAAAGCCUCAAUAGUGAAGUUGGGUCAUUUUAGGAGGGAGUUUGCUUUGCCUGAUAGGUUGAAUGUGUUGUUGCUCAAGCACCCUGGGAUUUUCUAUGUUUCCAACAAGUAUCAGAUUUACACAGUUCUUCUUAGGGAGGCCUAUGUUGGGUCUGAACUUGUUGAAAAGGAUCCUCUGGUUGUUGUGAAGGAGAAAUUUGGGGAACUGAUGCAGGAAGGGCUUCAUGAGUACAAUCAGAGGCGGCGCCUCAUAAAUACGGAGAAGAGGAGGAAGAAAGGUGUUCCUUUGGCUAGAGUAGAUGAAGUAAAGUGUAAGAGGAGAAGAAGUGAAAAUGCUGACUCAGAUGAUGAUGAGGAUGGAGACAACAAGCCGGGAGGUUUGUUUGACCCAGAGGAAAGGAAACGGUUUUAUAAAGUUCUGUUUGAUGAUGAUACUUCAUGAAAUUCUGAGACGGUUUCUUCGCAUAGCAGGUGCUGAUUCAGAGUAGAUUGGUUCUUGAACUCCCUCCUUUGGUAAACUCUGGAUCAAAUCAUAUGCUAUUAGUUCUUAAUGUCAGUCUCAUGCUCUCAUUUAUGCUGACUUUAUUUUUCCCAUUUCUUUUUUGUUGGCUAAACAAAUUAACUGUUGCUUUUAUGAUGAAUGUGCUUUGUCAUAGCAUCUGUAUAGUUCAUGUUGUAUUUCGAUAUGCCCUGGGAUGAAAAUUAUUGAAGCUGGAACUUUGAACACGAUUCAAGCCUUUUCCAUUCCAUAUGCCUUUCCUCCCACUGCCAUCAUUAACCGUUCCUUUCCCUUGUGCUGCCAUUAUUGAUGAUGUUCCUCUAGACCUUGUACUUGUUCUUCUUCUUCAUCAUCAUCUUCUUCUCUUAUGCAUUCCCUUUAUCACUAUACCUCUAAUCAUUGUUGUUAUUAUUAUUAUUUUCUUGCUGUCACGGUAAUUGGCAGCGGGUAGAAAUGGUGGAGAGGGGAGACAGGGCUGUGCACACUGCCUUUGGAACCCAUGGUAUCUGAGGGCACUUUGUAUACUCUGUUCACUUAUUUUAUCAUCAUCAUGUAACUGAAUGAUCCACUGCUUUGCAUUCUUAGUGAAUCUGUGCUACUAUUGUAGAUAUUGAUCCGUGAAUUUCUUCUCUUGUAUGUUAAUACUAUGAUAAUCUUUAGCAUCAUGUCUCACAUUCGACAAAAGUUAGUUUCUUCCAUGUCUAUCUCAUUAUGGUUUUUGUUAUCUUAAUUAGGUUGGAAAGAAAACUCGACAUUUUGGAGUAUUGUGUUGCGUGGGGUUCCAAAUUUAGGUCUCUCAUUGACCUCUUUCUGGCAAUGAUUCCCUUUAUUUAAGCUCAGAAAUUUCAGAAGUUAGUGCAGUGCACGAUGUUGUAUAUAAUCUCUGUAAAUAAUCACACCUUUGUAAUUUGAAGGGAAACUAAUUCCUUUGGAAGAAUAAUGUUCAAUCAUAGAUCUUCAAUAAGAUA
This is a messenger RNA of Arachis stenosperma, 2366 nucleotides long. Its product is annotated as protein WHAT'S THIS FACTOR 1 homolog, chloroplastic-like. Bases 67 to 1341 code for a protein of 424 amino acids. Lineage: Eukaryota; Viridiplantae; Streptophyta; Magnoliopsida; Fabales; Fabaceae. The transcript has 2 exons. The record is from RefSeq and is a predicted model, not a curated record. Gene Ontology annotation, molecular function: RNA binding.